AUGGCGAGGACUCCUCCAACAGAAAUGGAUAAUUCAUACAUGUUCCUCAUGGACUUACAUGGCAACAAAAUGGAAGACUGUGAGAUCAGAGUUAGGGUGGAGGCUGAUAGAACCCUUGUCAUUAGUUACAACACACCCGUUGUUACUUGCGAAGAUGGUGUUAAAUAUAUCUCCACGCAUAUAGAAAAGCUUGAUCUCCCUCAGAACGCAAACAUGGAUGCAAUCUCAGCUGUUUCUCAUAAUGGGGCUUUAUUAGUUAGUGUCAACAAGAAAGACAAGCCUGGUAGCUUGUUGUUCGUUCGUCUUCUACUUUUACGUAAUCUGCUUUCAUAUGUAUCUUAA
Molecule: messenger RNA, 342 nt
Organism: Papaver somniferum (opium poppy)
Lineage: Eukaryota; Viridiplantae; Streptophyta; Magnoliopsida; Ranunculales; Papaveraceae
Product: 17.1 kDa class II heat shock protein-like
Exons: 2
Coding region: 1-342 (113 amino acids)
Biological process (GO): response to heat; response to salt stress; response to hydrogen peroxide
Source: RefSeq, a predicted model, not a curated record